This is a messenger RNA of Bicyclus anynana (squinting bush brown), 1198 nucleotides long. RefSeq lists its product as uncharacterized. Bases 1 to 531 code for a protein of 176 amino acids. NCBI's taxonomy places the organism in Eukaryota, Metazoa, Arthropoda, Insecta, Lepidoptera, Nymphalidae. The transcript is spliced from 3 exons. The record is from RefSeq and is a predicted model, not a curated record.
AUGUUCGUCAUCAACCCAUAUUCGAAUUAUAGGUAUAGAGCUCUUGCGUUCAGUGGAGUUCGGACAUUCGAUGGAGUCGCCACCGGCGGUGCCAAGGUCUGCUCCGUGGUCGCUUGUACUGGAGACACCAUCAAUACUUGCGGCAAAAGGUUUGCGAAGUAUUUAACAAAUUCAACUGGAGUUUUUGACGAGUUAAGGAUUUCUGCGGAGGUGCCAACACCAGUCAUAGAUUCUGACGUCUAUGCUGAAAACACCGUCUACUUUCCUGUGUCUUUAGAUAUUAACAUUAUGCCGUUGAAGACUGAAGAAUAUACGUAUACGGCAACUGUUCUAUCUAACAGCACGAAUGUUUAUGUAUUUGAUUUAAAUACUAAAGCCAAUGAGCUCUAUGCUGUCGGUAUUUGGGGCAGGGAAUAUACAACUGAUGGAGAAGAAGUCACACCGCCUCUAGAUGACAAAGAUUCUUCUUUUAUGCACAAAGUUAGCGUAACUCUAUUGAUAAUAAGUAUUAUUUUCAUGUAUUUCGUUUAAAUACUAAUGUCACUGAGCUCCAUGCAGUCGGUAUUUGGAGCAGGGAGUAUACAACUGAUGGAGAAGAAGUCACACCGCCUCUAGAUGAUAACGAUUCUUCUUUUAUGCACAAAGUUAGCGUAACUCUAUUGCUAAUAAGUAUUUUUCUUUUGUAUUUGAUUUAAAUACUAAAGUCACUGAGCUCUAUGCUGUCGGUAUUUGGGGCAGGGAGUAUACAACUGAUAGGGAAGAAGUCACACCGCCUCUAGGUGAUAAAGAUUCUUCGUUUAUGCACAAAGUUAGCGUAACUCUAUUGCUAAUAAGUAUUUUUCUUAUGUAUUUGAUAUAAAUACUAAAGUUGCUGAGCUCUAUGCUGUCGGUAUUUGGGGCAGGGAAUAUACAACGGAGAAGAAGUCACGCCGCCUCUAGAUGAUAAAAAUUCUUCUUUUAUGCACAAAGUUAGCGUAACUCUAUUGCUAAUAAGUAUUUUUCUUAUGUAUUUGAUAUAAAUAUUAAAGUUGCUGAGCUCUAUGCUGUCGGUAUUUGGGGCAGGGAAUAUACAACGGAGAAGAAGUCACGCCGCCUCUAGAUGAUAAAAAUUCUUCUUUUAUGCACAAAGUUAGCGUAACCCUAUUGAUAAUAAGUAUUUUUCUUAUGUAUUUGAUAUAAAUACUAAGGUUACUGAGCU